Molecule: messenger RNA, 902 nt
Organism: Plutella xylostella (diamondback moth)
Lineage: Eukaryota; Metazoa; Arthropoda; Insecta; Lepidoptera; Plutellidae
Source: RefSeq, a predicted model, not a curated record
UAAGCGCAACAAAGGCGCAACAGCACGUCAUUACGUCACUUUAAAAGCAAAUCAACAAAAGUUCAGCAUUUUCUAAAUUAUUCGUUUUAGUUUGAAAUUUUAUAUUACGUUUUCUAAUAUGGGUGAUAAUAAAAAUAAGUGUCCGCCUAAAUGCCCGCCGCCGUGCGAACCAUGUCGCACCAUCAACCUGGCAAAACCUAUCAAGAUGGACAAACCUGAUAUGGGAAUGUAUGAAAAAGACUGCUCUGGAAUCAAAGUACAGUGCCCACAACCAGACCGCCCGCUGAGGCCAACUUGUAUCAAGGUUUGCACCAACGAACAUGAGAAAGGAAAAGGAGUUCCGCGGCCGCCACCGCCGCCCUACUACGCCCACGGAAAGCUCAUGUGGGGCGUCAAAGCUGGGAUCCUGGCAGGCGCGAUAUACUUUACGUACAAACAAGGGGUCUGGGGUGAUCAGCGAGAGGCGAUGGAAUGCCUGGACCGGUGGUCGGAGUACGCGAAGAGCUUGAACACGCGCCGCCCUCCCCAGUUCGAUAAAUGUGGCAACGUCAUUAAAACUGAGGGUGGGGUGAGUUUAUUGCAGCCCGUGUACAUUAUCUACAAAGAGGUCAUUACAACGUGCUUCUCGGGAGUCGUGAAAAUCCCCAUGAUGAUAAAGUGCGCGUACACGGACUAUGUGACCGCACUCGAGAGGCACUGGGACGACACCAAGAAAAAGGAGUUGGAAAAAAAGUAGAGUCAAAUUUUUAAUAGUAUAUGUAGCACUUUUUAUGUAAAUGCAGAAUAAUAGACGGAACAUGAGAUUUUGUAAAUGGUUUAUUCAUUGUUUGUAUUUUUUAUUAUUUUAAAAAGAACGAUGUUUUGUAAUAGUAUUCAUAUUUACAAUAAACAAAAUGAAAACA